Molecule: messenger RNA, 2991 nt
Organism: Cyprinus carpio (common carp)
Lineage: Eukaryota; Metazoa; Chordata; Actinopteri; Cypriniformes; Cyprinidae
Gene: bean1
Product: protein BEAN1-like
Exons: 7
Coding region: 1618-2373 (251 amino acids)
Source: RefSeq, a predicted model, not a curated record
AAUAAAAAGAAAACAAGUAAAUAGAAUAGAAAGAUAAUAGAGAACACUAGUGUACCAUUUAGACAAAUCAGACCCUGCUAGAGACAAAGAGUCGUAAACUUUCCCUCCAGAAGUGCAAGUCACUAUUGGCUCUUUGACCCCCGAGAGGUGUGACCUCAAUAGAAGAUAAAGGCCUCACAUCAGUGACCCACCUUCAGUCUGUGGUUCUGUUAGAUUCUGAGAAGAUGAGGAUGUGAGCAAGAACUGUUCUGCAACCCUUAAGUCUGCACCAGGCUUCGGCCUUGUCUUUACAUUCACCAACGAUCCUUGGAUCUCACCUGAUGUCUCUCUUAGCUCUUUAUCACCUUCAUCUGGGAGAAAACUCUCCCAAUCACCACCGAGCCAGAAUAACAUCUCUUGGAGUUCAUUACCAUUCAAAACUGCAAGAAUGUGAAGAACUCCUACACCAACAAACCAUCAAAACAUUUAUUCGAGGCUGCAUCCGGACACUCGUUCAAUGACCAAGGCAAUGCAAGUAUAUCGUACACUUAAGUAAACGAAACAAGGGUUUAGGAUAUGUAAGCUGUAGACCCCGUCAUAAAACGGCACUGAUGGUUUCACUCAGGUGGUUAACUGACUCAUUUUCCAUAACUGCAUUCUCUGGUUUCUCUAACAGUUUCAGUCAUCCACUUCCAACCUCCCCAUGAAUGAGUGAUUUGUGUGAUUGUUUGUUUGUCUAGAUUAGUUAUGUGUUAGUGUAGUUUAUAAAACUAUUGUGCACAAAUUACAUGAGUUUCUUUUUCUGUUACUGCUUGUGAGUAGUGUCCAUUUUACAAUCCAAUCUAUAGCUACAUUCUCUAAUGCAUUACUGCAAGAAAGUUAUUUUCUGUGGCCAACUCAACUUUCUUAGAGUUGAUAUGAAAUUAUACUGAAUGUUCACUGGACGAACAGAUUAGUUGAUUGUAAUAUUAAUUCUACUACAGUUACUUCUGUCACUGUUAUGCUGCUGCGUUGGAAUGAGGAACAUGGAAUCGAAUUAGUGUCCACUUAACAAGCUUUAAUAAAUCAAAAAGCAGGGAACAUAGGGACCGCAGGAGACUCAAAAUGAUGUUACCACUGGACAAAGGAACUCAGGGAAGACAAGACUUUAAAUACACAACUUAACGAGGAACGCAAUGAGACACACCUGAAAUCAAUGAACACAAUCAACACGCGGGAGAAACUAUGUCACAGGGAGCGCAGGGGGAGAAAAACACACAAAGACAACUACUGGCAGCUGAGUUCUCCUCCUGCACCGUCAUCUUGUUUUCACUACUUCAGAUAUAAUCAAGGCUGGCAAGAAUUACACCAAAGCAUAUGAAAACAUCAUCCUUCUUUGCCCAAAGGAGAAGGUCAGAAUUGGAACCUGCUUGGUCAAUUAUUUAAGAUGUCACUAUAGGAAAGACUGUGGCAGGGAGUACAUGUUGAUGAAACUCAUUUGUUCAGGGUGAAAGAAGUCAGAAAGGAGCUAAUGGCUGGAGUUGGGCUUCUCUCCACACAAUGUGACAUGAAAGUCUCCCUCCCCGCAUAUUUAAAAAUUCAAACGGGUCAGGAUUAAAAUUUAAACACUGCAGACUUGAGAAUCUAAUCCACUGAGGGAUGAAAGUCUGGGGAGCGUUCCUGAUCUGCGGUCCUCAGAGAGUGAGCUCAAACCAGAGCAGUCAUGCUCAUGAGCACCCAGACUGCCAAGAAGGGGGUAAUGAAGCCAGCCUUCUGGUGUCCCCUCUGGUGGUGGCUGGCAUCGUCAUCGGCCUGGUGCUCUUCCUCUCCUGUGUCACCAUCAUUGUGGGCAGUCUGCGCAAAGACAGCCGCCUGCGCAACCCCCACCUGCGUGCCAGCUACGCUCCAGAUGGCCUCUCAUAUGGUGGCUCCAUUGGAGAGCUGAGGUCCACUUGUGUUGAGGACUUUCCCCCUGCAUUUGACUUUGACUCCUACGUGGAGACGCUGUCUCAUGUCAACGUCAUGUACCCAGACUCCCCACCUCAUUAUGAUGAAUGUGUGGGACAAGGGACGCAGAUAUAUGUUCCUACGGACGAUCCGCCCCCCUACUCCCUCACAGACCCGUGCCGGGAGCAUCCCGCCCCACGCCGUCACAGAGAGAUGGAGGAUCUGCUCGCUGGGGCUUCUUGGGUGUCAGCAAGUGGCUCUUCCCAUUACCCAACCAGACUACAGGACUUCAGGCACCAGCCAGUCGCCUCCAUCUCUUUGUCAGCCUUACCUUUAGAUGAGGCGCCCCCAUACGAGGCAGUAGUGAGUGAACAAAACCAGCCUCUUCCUCUGAUGCCCCUGGAUCUGCUCAAACACACUACAGCGGACAGCAGUCCUCAGGACAGCGUUUCCCACAGGACCCUGUAAUCCUGGCCUCUGCAGCAUACUCAUGCAUCACCUGUACCAAACCAGCUUUGAGAGGGACUCUUUUGUGUGGCUGGGGUCUCCUGAGUCAAGAGCUGAAGCUGACACCUGCACAAGCCCACAAUUACCUCUCACUUAAGCCGACACAGAUACUGUACCUCCUGUUUUAUGUGACACUGUGGGAGCCACCAUAAGAGCACAGGGCUAUCAACCACUUUUUUGUGCAACACAUCACCUUGUCUUUUGCUUAUGGUAUAAUUAAAUGUCAGCGUGUGUCUUCUCUUACUGGUAGACUGAUAGAUGAUUUCAAGCAUCACAGCUAAUUUCAACAACCAUGGAAAUGUGCCCUUCUGGAUGCCAGAAAAGAGCAGAAAGCAGCUCAAUAAACCUGGGACCAUAAUAGAGAAAUUUGCAUAGGAAUAGAAAUUUAUCUUUGUUUUUAGUGUGAAAAUGUGUGUUCCUGCAUGAGUGACUUUAUUUCCACAUGACAGUCUAUUACAACUUCUCUCUCUCUCUCUCUCUCUCUCUCUCUCUCUCUCUCUUCAAAUUUUGGGUUGGUUUUAACUAUUUUAGUUUUGUAAACUGUACGUUUUUUUUUUUAAGAUAAUGUUUUGUAAAUUU